Molecule: messenger RNA, 2047 nt
Organism: Leptidea sinapis
Lineage: Eukaryota; Metazoa; Arthropoda; Insecta; Lepidoptera; Pieridae
Product: myrosinase 1-like
Exons: 6
Coding region: 490-2025 (511 amino acids)
Biological process (GO): carbohydrate metabolic process
Molecular function (GO): beta-glucosidase activity
Source: RefSeq, a predicted model, not a curated record
AUUACUACCACUAUUAAACCGCUUAAUUUAAGUGUACUUCAAUAAUAAUGUAUGUAUAUGACAUAGUAUCGUUUCAGUAAUUCCAAUAUUUAUUUCUCUUUACAAUUCAUACAAGGACGAACAUAAAAAGUUAUGAUAUUCAUAAGUUCGUGUCUCAUAAUGUUACAAGCGCAUUUACUACUUAGUCAGCCACUCAUUCCACCGUUGACUUGUUUUAUCACUAAGAAAACACGUUAUUAUUAAAACUCGUGUAAUUAAUCGUAAAAGUAAUCAGCAAUUAGAUAAUUAUAUACAUAUAUAUAUGUUCUUUGUGAGUGAAGAAAGACUUAGUGAAAAAUGCGGUUGAGAUAAUUGAGUUAAUUUAAGUGCAAUUUAAUGUAAAGUGCCUCUAAUUUUAUUAAAGCUAAUCAGAAUAUUUAAUUACAUCUUCAUUGUUUCUAUCGGUUUCUGUAUUUUAUAUUGUCUUGACGUCCAAAGUGAUCAUAUAAAAUGUUGAUAUCAAACAUGAACAAUAUUAAAAGCGGUAUUACACUGCAUUUAUAUUUUCUUGGGUGCGUGGCAUUUAGUACAGCUGAGUAUUUCGUAGAAAACACAAGGAAGUUUCCUGAUGGAUUUAUGUUUGGAGCCGCAACUUCUGCAUAUCAAAUAGAAGGAGCUUGGAAUGUUGAUGGAAAGUCUGAAUCUGUUUGGGAUCACAUUACUCAUAAGAGACCUUGUGUUCUCUCCAAAUGUGAAACGGGAGAUGAUGCUGCUAAUUCAUAUUAUUUGUACAAAGAAGACGUUCAAAUGAUGAGAGAUCUUGGUUUAGAUUUCUACAGAUUUUCAAUUUCAUGGACGAGAAUUCUUCCAACCGGCUUUCCAGACAAAAUAAAUGAAGCUGGAAAGAACUACUACAAUAACUUAAUCAAUGAAAUGCUCAAAUAUAAUAUAACGCCUAUGGUAACUAUGUUCCAUGUAGACUUGCCACAGAAGUUGUAUCAAAUGGGUGGUUGGACUAACCCUUAUGUUGUUGAUUGGUUUUCCGAUUACGCACGAGUUCUUUUUGAACUAUUUGGCGAUAGAGUUAAGCGAUGGCUUACUAUAAACGAACCGAGAGAAACCUGCAAUCAAGAAUUUGCAACUGGUUACAAAGAUUUAUAUGGUGUUGCUGAAUAUCUUUGCGCAAAAAACGUUCUUUUAGCACAUGCUACAGCUUACCACAUUUAUAAUAAUGAAUUUAGAGACUCGCAAGACGGACAAAUUGGAAUAGUUAUAUGUGCCUUCUGGUAUGAGCCUGAAAAUGAAAUGCAUUUUGAAGCAGCUGAAGACAUCGCUUUGUUUGAGUGGGGGCAAUUUACUCAUCCUAUAUUCUCUGAAAAUGGUGACUUUCCAGAAAAAAUGAAACAAUUAAUAGAAUACAAAAGUUUUAUGCAGGGUUUUAAAAGGUCAAGACUACCUAAACUAUCCUCCAGAGAAGUAGCAAUGAUUAAAGGCAGUGCAGAUUUUCUCGCACUUAAUCAUUAUUCUACAGAAAUAGUUUAUAGAAACGAGUCUACUAGUGGUUUCUUUGAAUCACCUUCCUUCUAUGAUGAUGUCAAUGUUAUUAAAUAUGUACCUUACGAAUGGAAAAAUACAGGAUCAGGGGCGAUGAAUGUACCUUGGGGUAUUUAUAAACUUUUAACUAAAAUUCGAGAGGAUUAUGGCAAUCCUCCCGUCUAUAUAUCCGAAAAUGGCUAUGCUGGUAAAUCUGGUAUAAUUGAUGACAAUAGAAUCUUAUACAUGAAAGAAUAUCUAAAUGCAAUACUAGAUGCUAUGGAGGAAGGUUCUGAUAUUAGAAUGUAUACAGCGUGGAGUCUCAUGGAUAAUUUUGAAUGGGGCAGUGGCUAUGAUACAAAAUAUGGCCUCUAUGAAGUGAACUUCACGAGUGGUAACUUUGAACGUGUUCCACGCAAGUCCGCAUAUUUUUACCGGAACCUUCUUAAAAAACGUAUUCUGGAUAUGAACUAUGAGACUGAUAUGUCCGUUCCGAUCUAUGAAAGUAAUUAAAUAUAAUAUAUAAAUUUAAUUA